ACUAGUAUCCAAUUGAAUUUCGAACAGCGAUGCCAUUUAUAGCGUAAAUAUCGUGCAAAAUCAUAAUUUUUCUUUUUGUUUUUACUACAAAAAAACAUAAAAAUAGAUAACGAGCCGUAUAUAUUCGUAAAUUGGAAUUAAAAACGCGAAUUUUAAGACAUUUCCCGUGAAAAUUGGUGCACGUUUUCGGAAAAGCCGCUCUCCUGAACCUUUACCAAUUGGAAUUAAAAACGAAUUUUAAGACAUUUCCCGUGAAAAUUGGUGCACGUGUUCGGAAAAGCCGCUCUCCUGAACCUUUACCACAAUUAUUUAUAAUUAGACGUUCGGUAACUUAAAUAAAAGAAAUUGUCCGUUAUGGGAGUAACAGGUCUUUGGAAGUUGGUUGAGCCUUGUGGUAGCCCUGUUCCUAUUGAAACUCUGGAUGGAAAAAUACUUGCUAUUGAUAUAUCCAUUUGGCUUCAUCAGGUUGUUAAAGGAUUUCAAGAUAAUAAAGGUUCCUUGUUACCACAUGCUCAUUUAUUGGGUCUUUUCCAUCGUUUGUGUAAACUAUUGUACUAUCGUAUACGUCCGGUUUUUGUAUUUGAUGGAUUGGUGCCACAAUUGAAACGUGAUACAAUUGCUCGAAGGCAUCACCAACGUAGUAAGAUAAACAAUGAAGCGAAUAGAAUACAAUCUCUAUUGCUUGAAUCACUUGCUAAAGAAAAAUUAGUGCAACAAGCAUUAGGUGUUAAUGCUCAAUUCUUAACGAAAUCGCCUAACAAAAGAAAAAAUAAUCAUAAUAAUAAGAAUGAAAAUGAAAAAGAUGAUAUAUUCAUAUUACCUGAACUUCCUGCCCAAAAAGAAUCUAAGAAGAAUCAGGAAUACAUGGAUUCAUGCCUUAGUUCUUUUUUAGAAGUAUCAGAAGCUGACAGCUUCUUUGAUGACUCUAAUCCUUGGGGGGAAUAUACUGCAAACAUUCAAGCAAUAGAUGUGCGCAGUGAACAUUUUAAAAGCCUGCCACCUGAAGUUCGGCAUGAAAUAUUGGUAGAUAUAAAGGAUACGCGCAAGCAGUCUUCAUGGGGUCGUCUACAUGAAUUACCUUCGAGCAGUAACGAAUUCAGUUCUUUUCAAAUGAAGAGGCUUCUUAAGCGACGCGCUGUUCAAGAAAGUAUUGAAGAAACUGAGAAAGAAAUGGGUGAACGAGCAUUAACAUUUACAGAUUUACAAAACUUCUUUACUGAAGAGGGGAUUCUAGAUCCCGAAAAUAUACAUGAAAAGGCAAAACCAGUAUGUUCCGAUGAAGCCGUCCGCUUUAUGUUAGUGCGUGAUUUACGCAAAACACUAUUGAAAGAUAAUAAAAAUAAUGUAUCCUCUUCGAUAAAAAAUGAUAGCGCUGUGAAAAUAAGUGUCCCUGAGGAUAAAGUUGCACACAAUUUGGAAGAACCUAAAAAAAGCAAUGAAUGCUUUGGAAAUCAAUUAGAUGAAAUAAAUAAAGAACACAAUGAUGAUUUAGCAUUGGCUAUUGCUCUAUCAGUGGAAGAUGAAGCGGAACCAGUGUAUAGUAAUGAAGACUAUAAUUACAACACUAAUGUCGACAUAAAACUGAACCGGCAACAACGUAAUCAAUUAAAAAAUGCCGCGAUUGGCCCGGCUCGUGCUUAUAUGAUUGAAUAUGGUGGAUUGAAUGACGAAGAAGUUGGAGAAAUAAUGGAGAAGACGCAAGUUGAUUAUGAUACUGAGAAUGAGGAUUUUAAUGUUGCCAAGGGAAUCGUGGCACCUUUAAGUUAUAUUUCUACCCAAUGUACAUACAAACAGUCAAACGAGAUAAAUCCUGGCGAUGCGGAAAUUUCUAAACAAUCAUUCGAAGUAUCCAGUCAAGAGAUAAGUCUACGAAUGAGUGAUAGCUCAGAAACAGAUUCGGAUUUAGAAGAAGUUGUCGAUAAUAUACCAAUGACUUGUAAAAACGUGUCUAAUUUGGAAGUGGUUAUAGAUACUCAAGACAGAAUAUUUCCUGAAGACGAUUUAUUUACAGAUAUUUUUGGAUCAAAAGAGGAGAAACCAUCUGAAAUUGUUGCAGAAACUUUUGUCACUAAAUGUUCUAUUUCUAAUGAAAGUUCUGAAAUUAUCAUAGUGGACAGUAACCAAUCUAUUGAUAGGUGUAGUAAUGUAAAUUGGGGAUCAAAAGACAAGAAAUUUGUCCAAACUAAUGGGCCAAAAGCUCCGAUAACAAUGGAAAAUGUAGCUACAACUACUCAAAUGUCUUCUAUAUUCAAUGAUCUCAAAAAACAAGCAAAUGAGGUCAAAAACAUAAAUUUAGAUAACGUUAAUAUUAAUGAAAUUAUAGAAAUAUAUGACAGUGAUGACCAAAGGUUGGAACAUGUAACGCCGAAUAAAUCACCUAAAUUUGAAACGCCUACAAAAAACAAAAGUAUUAACGAGUAUUUUGAAACAAAGUAUGUAGUAAAACGAACUCCAGAAAGUAAUAAAAAGAAGGACGAUAAACGAGAAAGAUGUAAUGUAAAGUCCCCUUUUUUUGUGAAGAAAUCAAACUCAUCCCACCGAAAAGAAUGCGUUAUGAAAUUGAAUGAGUCUUCACUUCGUGGGCGAAAGCUCUCGAAAGCAUCCAAAACACUAUUUGGAAAUACGAGUAAAUCACCUGAAAAUAAAGAGGAAGUGAAUGCCAAUUUAUGUGGUGAGGAUUUACUAAAAACUGCGACCAGUAUUGUCAAUGAACAAAAUUCCGAGCAACUAGAAGUACUAGCUUCAGAAUUAGCCAAAGAACGACGAGAUUUAGAAAUUGAACGUAACCGACAAGAUCGCAUGGGCACAGCAAUAAAUCAAACUAUGCAUUCUGAAUGCCAGGAGUUAUUAAGAUUAUUUGGCAUUCCUUAUGUUAUUGCACCUAUGGAGGCAGAAGCACAAUGCGCUUUUCUUGAUUCAGCAAAUUUAACUCAAGGUACUAUUACUGAUGACAGUGAUAUUUGGUUAUUUGGCGGCAGAACCGUAUAUAAGAAUUUUUUUGAACAAAAUAAACACGUUUUAAAAUUUGAAGCCGAUAAAAUUAGCCAUGCUUUUAACUGUGACCGUGCAAAGUUAAUACAGUUAGCUUGCUUAGUAGGUAGUGAUUACACAACAGUUUCUAUUCUAAUAGGUAUACAUGGCAUUGGUACUGUUACAGCUUUGGAAAUCUUGGCAACGUUUUCGUUGGCAACAAAGCCUACCAAAGAAGAUUGUAGCGAACAAAGUAUAACAACUAGCUCCGUACUGUCAACCUUAUACCGUUUUCGAGACUGGUUCAAAAUACACAAAGAUUUAACACAGCCUACUGGUAGUUCUACACGUCUUAACUUGCGAAAAAAAUUAAAAAACAUUGAAUUAAAUGACGGAUUUCCCAAUCCAGCAGUUAUUGAAGAAUAUUUGUUCCCAACAAUUGAUGAUAGUAAGGCAACAUUUAGCUGGGGAUAUCCCGACGUUGAAUCUAUACAUGCUUUCGCGAAAAAAGUAUUCGGUUGGACAACAGUAAAAACAGAUGAAGUGCUUAAGCCUGUGCUGAAACGAAUCAACGAUAAACAAACUCAAUCCAGUAUACGCAACUAUUUUACUAUAAAAAGUGCUUUAAAGCCACGAGACUUAAAAGUAAGCAAGAGAGUACAGAAAGCGAUCGAUACAAUGGCUGGAAAAUUGAAUGAAAGCGAAGUAGAAAUGCCUGUUAUUAAAAAAAGAGGCAAUAACAGAUGUAGAAACAUUCAAAAUGAAGCCACCAAAACCCAUAAUGAGAUGAAUAAUUCUGUUCAGAGUAAUUCUGUAUCAGAUGUUGCAAGCACAAGUUCAGUAUUGAAGAAAGAAAUAUGUAGACGUUCAUCUUUCCUACCGGAGAGUAAACCAGUGGUCCGACAACGAGAAAACGAUAAGGAUAUAAUACGCCGGUAUAGAGAAAACACAGCUGCAUUGUUGAAUAAGUCUACCUCUGUAAUGUCAGUUAGAAAAUAUGCCAAAAAGAGACGAACAGAAUGAAAACGAAGUUUAUAUACACCCAACUCUUUUUUUUACACGGAUUUGAAGUUACACGGUUGAAAAAACAAAUGUUUGUAAAAAAUUUUUAAUCUAGUCUUGUAAUUAUGUUUGUUUUUACCACACUUAGCACCAUUGCUGAAAUGAACAUACAUAGUAGUGACCGGGAAAUCCCUUUAUUCGAUAACUCUUACCUGCACAUUUUGUUCGCAUGAUAUUUACAUUGCUGAAAUGGUUAUCUCCAGUGAUGAUACCGACUUUAGUCCAGUUAGUCGCAAACAAUUGCGCUUGUUAUCAAGUAGCGACGAAUAAUUAUGUAACAAUUUUUCACCUGCAUGAAUUAUGUAUUUUAUGUUUUAAUGCUCAAUAAAAUGCCAUAUAAAUAUACAAUUUGUAUGCAUAUCUGAAAUUUUAUAGUUUUCAACAUUUUUACACGGUUUUUCGAAGUAAAUAUACAUAGUUCUUUAUUUUUUCAGAUGACAUGGAACGUAUCCCCCAUUUUACUAUAGGAAACGCCUCUUUUUUACACGGUUUUUUUUACACAGUUUUCUGAGGAACGUAUCUACCGUGUAAAAAAAAGUUGGGUGUACAUACAUAUUUACUGUUUGCCUGAAACUUUAAAAUAACUUGAGUAAUAUUCUGCGAUUUCUACGAUUUAUUAUAAUUUAUAUAAAUUAUAACAAUUUUAAUAUUAUUUUAAUAACUAUUGGACUUCCCGUCCGGCACGGUCGGCUUCAAAUAUAUAUCUAAUAUCAAAUGUCAUAUUUACAGACGCGUUA
Bactrocera neohumeralis is the source of this 4769-nucleotide messenger RNA. It is a transcript of the gene mus201, whose product is annotated as DNA excision repair protein ERCC-5. Gene Ontology annotation, molecular function: DNA endonuclease activity; single-stranded DNA binding. The record is from RefSeq and is a predicted model, not a curated record. Gene Ontology annotation, biological process: nucleotide-excision repair. Bases 355 to 3993 code for a protein of 1212 amino acids. Gene Ontology annotation, cellular component: nucleus. The transcript has 9 exons. Lineage: Eukaryota; Metazoa; Arthropoda; Insecta; Diptera; Tephritidae.